Frankliniella occidentalis (western flower thrips) is the source of this 1520-nucleotide messenger RNA. RefSeq lists its product as uncharacterized. The transcript is spliced from 3 exons. Lineage: Eukaryota; Metazoa; Arthropoda; Insecta; Thysanoptera; Thripidae. The coding region runs from base 166 to 921 and encodes 251 amino acids. The record is from RefSeq and is a predicted model, not a curated record.
ACAAAAUAAUUGUCCCUCCCCAUAAAGUGCGCACAAAUUAUGUUUCCCGCGGCGAUGCAAACACCAUAUGGCGCCUGCAUCACGUUUCACGGCCAAUCUCUGUAAUUUAGUAAUUACUGUAAUAUUCGCACUCUGCACUAGGUCGUGCCCCUGGUGCGCGUACUGAUGCGGAAGCGCACCAAGGCAUCAUACACGGCUGUUCUGGAGAAGUUGAAAGAACUCGCGCCUGGCUUCAAACCGCGGGAAGUAUUUGCUGACUUCGAAGCUGGCGAGCAGGCUGCUCUUGCGUUGGCAUUCCCUAAUGCAAAAGUCCACGGCUGCCUGUUUCAUUAUGUCAAGGCUGUCGGAGGAAAAGCUCGAAAGCUGGGAAUGGUAAGAGCAAUCAGGCGAUUCUCCAUCGUUCGCCGUUUGGUGCGGUCCUUCUGCGUCCUUCCACUUCUCCCUCAGAAUUUCAUCAUGAAGGGGUUCCGCUCCAUAUUGAGGCUUGCCUUGAAGAAGAAUGUGCCUGGGGUGAUAACUGACCUUGCAUCCUACUGGUUGCACACUUGGCGUCCAAAGCUACACAUUCUAUCUGUGUCCGGUUGUGAAGAUCGAACCACAAAUUGCUGCGAGUGUGACAACAGGAUGCUUCAAGACGCUGUUCGGGAAAAGCGUCCAAAUGUCUGGAAUUUUAUUGAUGGAGUUCGAGAGAUGGAAGACUGCACCCAGCAGGAUCUGCAUGUCCUGAGGAAGAAGAAGAAAGCCGUCAGGCGAAGGUCGGUAUCUGCUGUGGCAAAUGAUGAGACCAUAAAAGUUCUCACUCAAGAAUUAAAGGACAAACACAUUUCCGUUGCAUCUUUUCUGAAAGAUGCAUCCUACACAAUUGUUAAGGCACUCAACAGAGGCCUUAACGGCAAGAAGAAAAUUAGGAGGAACAUCUAGGAAUAUCUUCUGCACCCUCUCUCACAUUAUGCUUCCGUAAAGGAAGUAUACAAUAGUGAGGCAAUAUGGUUGCAUUUUUUUAUAGUUCGUAUUGAGAAUUUCUUACUCUUGUGUUUCGUAUACAUUUUGAAUAAAACUCUGACUAGUAAAUCAGCUGUUAUUUCCCCUAGUUUGCAAUUUCCUUGAAACUUUAGGGCUAGUUUUUGGCAAUGGGGCAAAGUUCCUCAGGAAACUUGCACUGACGACUGUAGUUUCCCUGGGAACUAAACCGAGGUCGGGGGAAGUGAGUGAGCGCUCACGUAAGAGAUGUGCGGUGCCUUAUAGUAAGCGAAACUGCCAAUAUUUUUGAAGAAUUACAAUCUCCGUGCUGUCCGCUCUUCCAGAAUGUAUAGUUGUGUCAAUUUUCAGGUCAUUUGGCUUGCUAUAAGUUAGGCACGCCGGAGCGCUCACGUAUGAGACGAGCGUCGGAGUGCGAAAGGAGAGGGGCUCUGUACUAAGCAAAAUGACCUGAAAAUUGACAAAACUAUUCAUUUUUGGAAAGAGGAGAGUACAAAGAUUGUAAUUCUUCAAAAAUAUUGGCAAAUUUGGCUUAGUACCCC